AAUCAUUAAUUUUUAUAUCGAAUGAAUUACAAAAACAUAUUAAUCUGUCACAAUACUAAGUGAAUAUGGCUGGAAAAAACAUAGUCAAUAAAUGUCUGGGAACAAUAAUGGAGUUUUUUUGCUGGUCAAAAUUUACAGCUAUACAAAAGAUUUUAUGUGUUGGAGUCAGUAUAUUUAUGUGUGCCUCUGUCAUCGGUUAUUGGUUCUCAUUCGUCAUUUUUUGUGCCUCGAUAUUUUUAUCGAAUAUUAUAGUAUCUUAUUUUGUGAAAAGAAUCACCCCAAUUCAGUCUGAGUAUUUAUUGUAUUUUGUGCGUUCUGUCAACAGUGUUUGCCAAUUAUUCCAAGUAACCGAAUUCAUCAAAAGUGAUAAAAAAUCGCAUAGUUCUGAUGACCAUUCAAAUGAAUGUAAAAUUGACAGAGAGUUAGAGAUAUUAAUUGAUCUCAUACAGCAUGAUUUUAUCAAAUCUUGGUAUGUGCACUUUAGUGAUGAAGAACAAGUAAUAAACGAAUCUCGUAUUUUAUUUUAUGAAGCUAGUCAAAAUCUGAAAAGGAGAAUUAAGCAUCUAAAGCGUGAAAUAUGUGCCAAACAAAUUAUAGAUCUCUACCGCAAACACAUCACCUCAUAUCAAGUAGCUAAAUGGACAUUCAACAGUUUGAAAGAACCGAAAAUAAGGACAGGGAGUCUGACAUCUCAGGGUAAAAAGGUAUCCCGACCUUCAUCCAUCGAAGAAGCCUAUCAAUUACAAUUUCAUCCAGCACUAACUGACCAACAAAGUGAAGAAAAUUAUCUCCAAAAUGUUAUAAAAUUGCUCAUGUGUAAACUCUUCCCCCAGAAUUUUACUUUUUGCCUCAGUGCUCAAAUACUUAUUAACGAAAUCCUGUUAGCCAAUAUCUUUAAAGUUCUAAUCAACAAAUUUUCUGCUCCAGAUUUCCUUUUUUGGUGUAUUAUCAAAAUUACUAGCAACGAAUUGGACCAAGUUGAAAGUGCUACAAAAUCAGAAAUUUUAGUUGACCAUCAAAAAAAAGAAAUCAACAAAAAGGAAGAAUCAGAAUUUUCAGAAAUUGUCUCAGAUCAAAAUGAUUUAAAAGAAGACAAUCAAACAAAUGACUACAUCAUUCCACUGACCCCUCUAAAGCCUAGUCGAUCUACAAUUCCCAUAGUUACCAUAGAAGGGGCAGACAACUUUGAAGAGACGGUUUGUGAAGCUGCACAUUCUGAUAUUGGGGAUACUCAAGCUUUAAAUCAGAACAUUUACACAGAUUGGAAACCAAAAUCAAUUUUAUACGAUGACGACAAUAUUAGUCAAUGUUCAGAUUUAUCUGCUCGCUCAGAUACUGACACAUUUCAUGACAUUGAAUCUGAUGACAUGUCAUCACAAUAUGACAUCAUAGAAACCGUCAGUGACAACAAUGCUAAAGUUACAACCAAAAAUAAUGUUCUUAGUGAUAAUAAUAAAACUGAAGUACAUAAAGUUGACACUUCUAUCACUGAUACAACUUUGCCUUCAUCAGAUGAAAACAAAGAAAAUUUGACCAAUGACACAACACCAGUAUUAAGUGACAGCUCAUUAAUCUUUCAAGAUGUCAGUAUAACUGAUACAGAAACAGCAACAGAAUUUAGAAGUCAAAAUAGUUAUACACUUUAUAUUGUUCAGUUUGAAGCCAUGUAUUUUUCUGACAAAGGACCAGUUUUACGGUCUGGUACAACCAAACGACGUUUCCGUGAAUUUGUCAAUUUGAACUCCAGACUAGAUAACAAUAGCUAUUAUAAGGAUUUAUUAAAAGUCGUAAAAGGACCAAAGAGGUGGCUGAAUUUACCAUUUAAAAAUAUGGACAAGGAGAGUGUGGAAUCUAGAAAGGCUUUUCUUAAUCAGUUCUUGAAGAGUUUGAUAGAAAUAGAGGCUAUAUGUAAUGGUCCUGAAUUACGUGAGUUUUUAGCGUAUGAAGGAGACAGCCAUAUUGCAUUUGUUAAAAAAUCUUCGGAAAUAUCUGUACCAAGAAUAGAUAAGAUGUUAGUGAGGACAGUAUCUGGAAUGUUCGACAAAAUCAAAUCUUUACCAAGUCUAUCUCAAGAUGUAAUAUCGGGUAUAGUCAGACGGGAAACAUCUGUAGAUCGGAAACUGGAAGAGAAAUCACCAGAAAUAGAUAAAAUAGACCUGGAAUUUGAUCACCAGGAAUCGCCGUAUCCACAUCAUCUGGAUAAAUAUAUAGAUUUCUGUGAUAUUGCUGAUGUUUUUAUGGAAACAGGGAAUGAAACAGGACAAGGAAAGGACAAGGCCAGUGAACUGCAAGAAGACAUCUUGUCUUUAUUGCCACGCUUACAAGGCGAUGGUUCAGAAUCUCCAAGUGAACCCUGGGAAAAAGAUCAUUCUGAAGUGACUAUGUGUCCACCAUUGGCUGAAAGUGUCCUUGAUCUUGCUGUUCAGAUAUUUACAGGUCGUGACCUCUGGUUUAGCCGUCAUCGUGUUUUAACAGUACUUAAAGUGACAAUAGGUCGAGCUUUAGAUAGGUUUAUACAAGAUGAAAUCUGUGAUUUAACGAGCGAGGAUCAGUGGCAGUUAUAUAUUUCUUUAAUUCGAGAAACAAUCUGGCCAGACGGCAAGUUGUCAGACGAUCAACCACCAAUCAAAACAGAGAAUGAAAAAGAGGCAACAAAAGAAAUGGCUAAAAAGUGCUUAACUGAAUUUUUCCCAGGUUGGUUACGGGGCUUUGUUGGACUGGAAGAAAUGGACUAUGGUGUAGAUGAAGUUAUUAAGUCUUUACAACAUGAAAAAUUAAAUAAACACUUUUUGUUUUCGAUGUUGGAUUUUGCAGUAGAGGAAUUAUUUCCAGAAGUCAGUUCACAAGAAUUACAGUCAAUUCUAUUGUCUUCAUGAUGAUAUAGGGACAACAAAUAAGGAAAGAUAGUCCAGAUCAUCAAGAUGUAUGAUACACAAUUACGAAAACUGUGCAGCACAGCAGGGUAGGAGAAACAAUAUUUGAAGUGAGAUAAUGCCAACAAAAAAACAAAGAAUAUAUGUUAAGUUAUGGUAUGAAUUUUUGUAUCACAUGCCUUCUCAUUUUCACUAGCACACUCUGUGUUCAGAGUGGUUUGUUGUAUGCAGAUUUUAUCUGCACUGGAUGUUAAAUAUGCAUGGUUAUAAACUAAACUAAUUCGACAGAAAUAUCUGACAAAAAUUGUGUCAGAUGUUCCUAAUUAAAGAUACAUUAUGCAAGAGCUAAAUCUGUCUAUUGCAGGUCUUUCUUUAGACCUGAAAUGUUAUCUAAAUUAUUAAUUAGACAUUAAUUAAUCUAUCCAGACCAUAAUCAACUCUAGAUGGCAUCGCUAGCCUGCGAUCUUUAGUGGAUUAUGAGCCGAUAUACUGCAUAUCUUUCCUUCACGAUUUAACGAUUAAAUGGAUAAUCGAGACUAUGCUGUUUAUCGUACUGACUUUAGUAAUGAUGAUCAAGACUAGCUGGAAAUUUCAACCGCUUAUUUCUCGGUUCAUAGUGGAUCAAUUUGAAUGAAAUUUUCAGCAAAUUGCCUUUACAUUAUCCAAUUUUUAACUAUUAUAGUGAGAAUUGCCAACUCAUUAUCGAAGCUCCCAUAAUGUAUCUUUAAGAUACUUGUUGUUUCUGAACCAGUCGUUUAAAUUUUGGGGUGCUUUUUAUGAAAAAUUAUAACCAAAUACUUGAUGGUAGUGUAGUAAUGUUAGUAUGAAAAAUACUGUUUUGUCUAUAUAUGGUAUAUAGACUCAGUUAUCAAGUACACAACCCUGAUAGAUAUUAUUGCCAUCAUAUAUUGACUCAUGGCAACUUCAAUUUUGCCUAAUUUUUAGACAUCUUCUAAGCCUAUUCUUGCAUAGAUUAUAAUUAUCCUGCAAUAGCGACUGUAGAUUCUGCCUAAUUUUUAAAGAUUUUCUUAGCCCAUUCUUUCAUGCAUUAUAAUUAUCAUAAAAAACUAAAUCCAGUAAAGAGAAAAAAAUGACUAUUAUUAUAUACUCCAUGGAGAUUGAAGAUGGAAGGAGAACUACAAAAUCUUGUGUUAGUCCGUAGACCAAGAUGACAGAAAAGGUAUGUGCGCGAAUCUGGUCAGAGUAAGUGUCUAUAAUGCUGCAUGUAAUUUGAAAUCUGAUGUUUAUGGUAAUGAUACUUAUGUGCUAGGAAAGCAAGGUAAAUGCCUACAUUUCUUUGAUUUGAGUCAUAAAUAGAAGUGUCCAUUAAUUAAGUUUAUAGCUGAUUUUGUGUCAAUAGUUAUGCCAACUUCUGCUUAAUAUUUUGAACUGAAAAUUUAAUUGUAUAGAUUUUGUGCCAUAAAUAAUAGAAAUAAACAUGACAUGACAGUCAGAUCAUUGGAUCAACCCAAUUCAACACUUUGUGAGAUAAAUUUUAGAGGUUUAGCAUUUUAGCUCUCAUAAACCUUUUUCAACAAAAUAAAAGAUAAUAGUGAAUGUAUUGUCACAAUAUAACCUAUAGUUAUAAAUAACCAAUGAACAUUUUAAAAGUCCCUUAUUAGUAUGAAAAUUCUGGGCCUUAUAUUCAUCACGUGUGAAAUAUUUUAGAUAUAGGCCAGUGAAAUGCAGAAUAUAUUUUAUGUUUAAUUUGAUUUUUUUAAUAUAUCAUUAAAUGUCUGGUAUUUGCUAAAUUUCUAUACGCUACCUCACUUAAAAGUAGAUUUUUUUUAAUAUACCAGGCCAGUUAUUUGUUGGUCAAAUUAAUUAUGUUGCACAUGUUUGUAAAAGUGAAUCUUCCACACCCACCCAGGGUCCUCAUAUUUGUGAGCUAGAUAAUUUUCUUUUUUCAUUUUAUAUAUCCACAAUGAAAUGUUGCUGUAUAUUGUCACCACCUCUGUUCGCCCAUUGAUCUGUCUGAUUACAAUUUUUGUGGAUGUUCUAGUGUUAAAGUUAUCGUCUGUAUGUAUAUUCAUAAUGAUUUUCAACAAUUUUACAAAGUUGAAUCCUGACCGGUUCAUGUGGAAGGUCGUGUCAGGGGUCAUAGGGGCGGCUUUCGACCCUAUGACAUCGGACACUUGAUUAACCAAUCAGCGUUGAUGUUUCUAGUGGGUUAUCCACAUUUCCGUGCACCUCACACCGAAAACUCACCGUAAAAGACAGAACGUUUUAUUGGCUAAUCCCUCACAUUAUCCAGAAUGCGGGUUAUAUAACAACUCUUCCAGAUCCUAGUGUAGUAAAGACAAGUAAAACCAAAUUUUGAACUAUAAAAAAUAAAUGAAAUAGGAUCUGUGUUUUGAUCAGAAUUUUGUUACACCUUAGUAUGUGGCAUGUAUAUUGACCUGCAGGUCAGUUUAUCUUGCAGUGAAUCACAAUGCCUGUCAGUUCAGUCUGACAAAUUUAUGAUUGGAAUGAGAACACUGGACUCACCCCUACAAUCCACUCUUUUUAUUAAUUAAUAGUAUUGAUUAUUAAUUAUUAUCAAGACUUAUUUAUAAUGCGCACCAUGUGUAUUUUAUAAUUUGUGGAUAUUUUGCUUGUAUUCUAUUGUGCUGUAUUAAAACCACACCUAGAAAAGAACAUAUGAAUUAAAUAUAAAUAUCCUUAUUGUUUUUCAUGUAAGCAUUAUAAUUUUGAAUAGAAAAAAAAAACACUUAGGAUGCAUAUAUUGCAGAGACAGAAACAAAGGUUAGGGGGUAAUUUAGGGGUUUUCUUUCACACAUUUGUGUUCCUCAAUGUGGGCGUAUAUUUAUAUCCAAUAAAUCAACCGGCUAGUAUAUUGUCAUCGUCCCCGUCCAUCCGGCGUCCACAAUUGCUUGUGGACGCUCUAAAGGCUAAAGUUAAUGUCUGAUUGACUUUGAAUUUAUACACAGUGUUUAAGGUCAUGAGACGAAGAAGCCUAUUGAUUUUCAGCGAUUUCCGAUAAUUACUGCCAGAGUUAUUACCCUUGAUCACUUCAAAAAAUCUUGUGGACACUCUAGAGGCCAAAGUUAAUAUCUGAUUUACGUUAAAUAUAUACACAGUGUUUAAGGUCAUGAGACGAAGAAGCCUAUUGAUUUUCAGCAAUUUCCGGUAAUUACUGCCAGAGUUAUGGCCUUUGAUCACUUAAAAUAUCUUAUGGACGCGCUAGAGGCUAAAGAUAAUAUCCGAUUGAAUUUAAAUUUAUACACAGUGUUUAAGGUCAUGAGACGAGGAAGCCUAUUGAUUUUUAGCGUUUUCGAAUAAUUACUGCCAGAGUUAUAGCCCUUGAUCACUUCAAUGAAAAAAUUUAUGGACGCUCUAGAGGCUAACGCUAAUAUCCGAUUCACUUUAAAUUUAUACACAGUGGUUGAACUUUGAGGUCAUGAGACGAAGAAUUCUAUUGAUUUUCAACAAUUUCCGAUAAUUACUGCCAAAGUUAUAGCCCUCGAUCACUGUGAAAAAUCUUGUGAGGCUCUAGAGGCUUAAGUUAUCAUCCGAUUGACUUCAGAUUGAUACACUGAGUCUAAGGUCUUGAGACGAACAAGUAUAUUGAUUUUCAAUCUAUUUUGAUAACUUGAACAGCUAAAUCGCUCAUAGUAAAUGUUUCGUAUGCUAAACGUUAGCAUGGGGCAGAACUUUUGAAAAACCAAACAAAUUUUAAAGAUUUUCUGAUAGUUACUUAAUGAGUCAUUAGAUUUUAGUGUAUUAUAAAUGUUUCAUUACCGAAAAAAGUAAAAUAUGUGACAACUCUUGUUGACUGCCGUGACGAUUUAGCUACUGUGGACGUAUAUUUUCGUUGCCUGGCAAUCUAUCUUUAUAUUUUGAUGAGACAAUAAAUAUAUUCAUUUCAUACCAUUUAAAUCUCUAUGUUAUUUAAAACACAAAAGGGUAAAGGCUAUAACAAUAGCUAUGGGUGAUUAAGGAAAUUGCAUGACGACUGUGGGCCUGGUUCCUAGAGAAAUCUUACAUGUAAGUCUUAAGUCAAAUUGGUUUUGUUGAUUUCCUGGAGUUUUAAUAUUAUAAUAUUAUUAUAUAUUCAGCACUAACAUAAUAGAGCUUGGUAAAUCUAUGUGUUGUAUACAUGAUUCAACAUGUUUACCCAUUCCUAAAUGCAAUAUAAGUAACAUCAAGCAAUCCCUAAAGUAGUAAUGAAGAAUCCUCUCCUACUUUCUGUGAGUUAACACUAGCUACUAAAUAUGAAAUCAAACACAGUGGAAUAUGGAUUGAACAUUAUAAUUAAAUGAUUUAAAUCUUGGUCUUGCUCAAAGCCUGUGGACCAGUUGCCAUUCCAAUGUUCUGUGAAAUUAUUUUAAAAUUUAGAGGUACACACACAAAAAAAAAAGAUUAUCAUGAAUAUUCUAGGAACAGGGCCCUGUUUAAUUUAUAUUUAUUAAGAAUUAUUGUAUUUUCUUACAUUUGUUUUUAUUUAAUUAAUUUAUUUUUUUAGCACUAGAUAUAGCCCACUGUCACUUAGAGCCUUUUGAUAUUAUAUAUGUGACUUUGAUUGUACAUUAAGUUUGUUUUGUGAUUAACUUAAAUUAAGUUUGUUUUGUUCAUUAACUUAAAUUAAGUUUGUUUUGUUCAUUAACUUAAAUUAAGUUUGUUUUGUACUUUAUCGGUAACAUAAAUUAAGUUUGUUUUGUACAUUAACUUUUGUUGGCAAUAUUUUGAACCACAAGCACUCGUCACUAUGAAUUAAGACAUACCCAAUAGGCCAGUAGCCUCUAUCACUUGUCUAUCCCUAACAGACAAUAGCAAUAGGUCUACUUUUAACAAACGGUGGUUAUUUUUAUAUUUGGCUUCAUUAAAGACUGGCACAUUGAUCUUGUGAGCCAAUAAGCAGUUAAGACAAAAAUAUUGGCACAUAAAUGGAAGUAUUCAAUUGAGGGAGUUCAAUUUACCCUUGUAUUUGGAAAAUGACCUUUGAUUAUGCCAGAAUAAUGCUUUACACCUUUGCAUUUAUUCUGAGUUCUGACUGACCUUAAAGGUCGUACAUACAAGAACUUUUUCAGUUAAUUUCAUACACACAAGUGCCUGUGGUAAGAACCAUUAAAGCCAUUAAGAACAAAACCAUAUUUUACCCCUUGAGAUUAUUGUCUUAUUUUAGAUAAAGUUAAUAAAUUAUUGGAGGAAUUGUUGUAGUAUAACAUAUAUCACCUGCUGUUUUAGAAUCCAGAACACCAGGGUUGGGAGAGGCAAACAUAUUUCUUUGUAAUCUAUUCUUUGGUAUUUUUAAUCAAAUUAUGGUUGGUUUGUGCAAUUAUAUCAAACAUGUGUUUUUGAAUUUUCUUGCCUAGGGACUUGACUAUAAGUUAUUUAAAUUUGCUACUAAACUAUGUAGCUCUAAUGUUAUAGUACAAUCAAUAUCUAAUAUCAGAGCCAGAAGGUAUGACGAUUGGAAAGUGUAUAUACAGUAUAUGUUUUAAAAAACAUCAAGAGUAGAACUUAUAAUCCUUAAGUGGCAUUUAGCGAUUGAACACAUUAAAAACACAACACAGUUUAUAUGGAAAUACAAUCACUGGUUUAUAAGUAUAGCACAACGUUUCGACAAGUAUUCUCUUAUCGAUAAGACGUUACUUGUCGAAACGUCGUGCUAUACUUAUAAACCAGUGAUUGUAUUUCCAUAUAAACUGUGUUGUGUUUUUAAGAGUAGAACUUAUUUUUAUCUAAAUGUAUGGUAAUUGAGUCAAAUAGGGUAAAUAAAAUUAAAGACUCAAAUGGUUUACUAAGCCCACAAUAAAUAAAUUAAUUAUUCAGAAUCAAUCUGUUUAACAGAGGAUUACGAAAGUCUUCUAAUACCUCUGUAAAAGAUAACUACCUUCAACACGUGGCGUCUCAUCAUGCGGUGUCAAUCAUUGGCUCAAUGGCACGUGCAUUGUUUACAUAAGACGUUACUAGUUCGGGCGGAAUGGAGUCUUUUACUCAUUUUAAUACCCAUUUACACUAAAUAGGAAAUCAUUUUUACCUACAAAUACUUCAAACAUCUUUAUUUAUUUUUCUAAUACAUAAAAAAAAUGUUUAAGAAUUUCAUUUGUCUAAGGAAAAAAGUUAAUAUUUGUGGCUCAUUAAGCGGUGGACACACUAGCCGAAUGAUUCAGCCGAAUCAAUCGGCGUCGAAAUUCGCCUAGUGUGUCCACCCUCAUUCGGCCGAAUUUCUAUUCGCCCGAAUCAAACAGGUUUGAUAUAUUCGGCCGAAUUAUAUUCGCCUGGUGUGUCCGCUUCGCCGAAGCAUUCGGCCGAAUGUAGAAUUCAUUAGCCCAUUCGGCUAGUGUGUCCACCCAUUCGUCCGAAUAAAAUUCGGCGCCGAUUGAUUCGGCUAAUGUGUCCACUGCUUAAGUCGCAUCGAUGUCAUCCUUAUCAGUGAUUGUCACGGCCUAGCGAAUAUUCACUGUUGAUUAGUGUGAUUCAGAAUGUCAACUAAUGUCUCUUUUACCACUACUACAUGUACUAUGAGUGUAUGCACUUUUUCAUGUUGCACAGCAAUGAUGGUGUUUAUUCAGUAGUUGUCUUUCAUGUCUACCACACAAUGGUGGGCUACAUUAAAAUUAAUGUUUUGCUUAAAAAUAUAUGGUCAUUGGAACUGCAUGUUUUUCAUUGUCCUAGUUGAAUCUUUAAAAGGAAUAUCAGUCUAAAAUAGUUUCAUUAUGUUCCGUAUUUACAAAGAUAUGAUGAAUUAAAAACAUCUUCUGCUGACGAUAUAAAAGGGAUGUGGUCAAAACAAGCAAGUGCCACCUAUAAUCUCGGCUAAAAUCUUUUGAUGUGCCUCAUAAUCUAAUUGAAUUCAAGCCUGCAGAUAAUCUAUUGUUGAUAUUUUGAUUUUGUUUCCGUAAUUAUAUAUUAAUAAGCAAUUUGAGUACAUUACCGUGUGGUAUAAACAUUGAGAUAUUGUCUAACAUAUUCAAAUGUCUAUCAGCAACUUUAGAAAAUAAAGUAAAUUCAAAACCAAUACAGGGACCAUAACACUCUGAAUUGUGUUUAUAAAACCUUCUGGCUCUGAUAGUAUAUAAGUUAUAUAAAUCAUUGUUAAAGAUAUGAUAAUUAUUAUAUUUAAAUGUUGUAAUGAUAUAAAGUCAUAUUUAUUU
Messenger RNA from Patella vulgata (common limpet), 9973 nucleotides. RefSeq names its product sorting nexin-19. Gene Ontology annotation, cellular component: intracellular membrane-bounded organelle. Gene Ontology annotation, molecular function: phosphatidylinositol binding. NCBI's taxonomy places the organism in Eukaryota, Metazoa, Mollusca, Gastropoda, Patellidae. Bases 66 to 2876 code for a protein of 936 amino acids. The record is from RefSeq and is a predicted model, not a curated record. The transcript has 9 exons.